CCAACACACACCUAUACAUACUUAGAUACGUGCACAGAAACUAAAACACAAAAAAAAAAAAAAAAAAAAAAAAAAAAGGUAAAGUGUGGCCAUGCCUCUGCAGUCGAGGAGGUUAUCAAAUUUGCAGACAGAGAGGAAGAAGAGGCUGAGGUUUGCUCUGAUCAUCAUCUGCUGUGUGCUGCUGACGUUAGUCAUCCUGGCACUGGGACUACACUACAUCGUCAGACACAUAAACUCAAAGCUUUACUUCUGCGCUGAGUCGCUGGUGUUCAUUCCCAUUGUAAAUGCAUGUGAUGGGAAGUUCGACUGUGAAGCUGGAGAGGACGAGCUCAACUGUGUGUCCAGGCUGAGGACCAACACCACAUAUCCAGUGAGAUUGAUAGGUGAGAGUUUGAUUUUGCAGGUUUUUGUUAACGGCGAAACAUGGAGCACUGUAUGUGCAGACAACUGGAGAACCCAACACACUCGAUUAGCCUGCCAGCAACUGGGUUAUACACAGAGCCCACGGAGUAUACAAGUGCCCGUGCGGAGUCUACAUCCUGACCUACAGUCUGCGUUCAGUUUCGUCAAUAACGAAGGCCAAGAAGCAAGUGCAAACCUUCAGAAUAUACUCAGUAUGAGAGAUCAGUGUGUCUCCGGCUCAGUAAUAUCGCUGUCUUGCUCAGACUGUGGUGAGGUGGUUGGUGAAGAUCGGAUCGUUGGUGGUACGGAUACAACAGUAGAGUCAUGGCCAUGGCAGGUUAGUUUGCGCUGGGACGGGCAGCAUGCGUGUGGAGGAUCGCUAAUCUCGACACGAUGGAUAAUCAGCGCUGCUCACUGUUUCACUGGAAGAACCAAAGAACUGAGCCAGUGGAGUGUGGUUUUAGGCCAAACCUAUAUAACCUCAUCUGGGGCUGUGUCAGUGGAAAGCAUCCUGCUAAACCAAGCUUACAAAUCUGCCACACAUGACUACGACAUUGCCAUGGUCCGACUCGCCUCUGAUGUUAUUCCUGGAGCCUCCAUCCAUCCAGUCUGCCUGCCCCCAUACCAGCUGUCAAUCAAAGCGGGGGACGAACUUGUUGUAACUGGAUGGGGUGUAUUACAAGAGAAUGGCCAGCUGUCAAAUGUUCUGCAGAAAGCCACGGUUCCUUUGAUUGACAGGUCCGUAUGUUCCAAUGCAUCCAUCUACGGUUCUGCCAUCACUCCCAGAAUGCUGUGCGCUGGCUUUCUGAAAGGAGGAGUAGAUUCCUGUCAGGGGGAUAGCGGGGGUCCGCUGGUGUUCCAGUCGUCCCGGUGGCAGUUGGUGGGUGUGGUGAGCUGGGGAGGCGGCUGUGCCCGUAAAGGCCGACCUGGAGUUUACACCGAUGUCAGACAGCUACUGAACUGGAUUUACAGCAUCAUGAAUAAAUACCCUUAAGAAUCCCAUGCAGUGGAAGCCUGGAGAUGCAUCAAGACCAUUUCAGACCUAAUGACGCAUCAAGACCAUUUCACACAGAUUUUUUUUUUUUAACACAAAAAUGGCUGUACCUGUAUAGUUAAAUCUUUGCUAACAUCAGAAUUAUAUUCUAAAUUAUAAAUUACUGGGCCUCUGGGUACCAUUUAGCAUGAUAGAAAUGAGAUCAUGUUUAUUGGGCCAUGUGGUAGCUCUCUUUAUAUAUUUUAAAGUAGUAUUAGGCAAAUUUGGGCACUUUUUUUUUUAAUUGUAACUAUUUUAGUGUUUGGAUCGGUGUUGUAUUUGAUAUAGAGAUCAAAAUUGUGCCAUGCUUUGUGUUUUAUCACUGUCAUACUGGAAACUUAUAAAUAAAUAUCAAUAAAGAGAUUUAAGGAAUUAUA
Pangasianodon hypophthalmus (striped catfish) is the source of this 1812-nucleotide messenger RNA. It is a transcript of the gene tmprss4b, whose product is annotated as transmembrane serine protease 4b. The transcript is spliced from 12 exons. Gene Ontology annotation, cellular component: membrane. Gene Ontology annotation, biological process: proteolysis. Gene Ontology annotation, molecular function: protein binding; serine-type endopeptidase activity. The record is from RefSeq and is a predicted model, not a curated record. Bases 92 to 1396 code for a protein of 434 amino acids. NCBI's taxonomy places the organism in Eukaryota, Metazoa, Chordata, Actinopteri, Siluriformes, Pangasiidae.